Messenger RNA from Ophidiomyces ophidiicola, 1404 nucleotides. RefSeq lists its product as uncharacterized. Lineage: Eukaryota; Fungi; Ascomycota; Eurotiomycetes; Onygenales; Onygenaceae. Gene Ontology annotation, molecular function: carbohydrate:proton symporter activity. The transcript is spliced from 6 exons. Gene Ontology annotation, cellular component: membrane. The record is from RefSeq and is a predicted model, not a curated record. Gene Ontology annotation, biological process: transmembrane transport; carbohydrate transport. Bases 1 to 1404 code for a protein of 467 amino acids.
AUGGCUAUGGCAGCGCACAAUGGCAAGAGCAUCGACACGCUGGCGGUCUACAGCGCUGCAUUGGUCAAGGAGCCCCCCCGCCCGGGGUCGGGCAGCUCGCUGAUUCUCUUUGCAGCGUCGUUGGUGGGGUUCCUGUGCUCGGCAAUGAAUGGCUACGAUGGCUCGCUGUACAACGCCAUGGCGGCAAACACUGCCUUCCUACGGUAUUUUGAUGGCUCGAAUACUGGCAUCUGGGCCGGCAUCAUGUCGUCCAUGUACCAGAUUGGAGGCAUCGCGGCCUUGCCGUUUGUGGGACCCGUCAACGAUAGUUUGGGCCGCCGCGCGGGCAUGUUCGCUGGAGCCGCAGUCGUCAUUGUCGGAACAGUUGUGUCAGCGACAGUAACGGCUGGAAAUGUCAGGCAGUUUCUAGGAGGCCGUUUCCUCUUGGGCUUCGGCGUUUCAAUCUCGUCAUCGGCAGGUCCAAUGUACACCGUUGAGGUAUCGCAUCCAGCUUAUCGCGGAAUUGUCACCGCACUGUUAAAUACAUUUUGGUUCAUAGGUUCCAUUCUCGCCAGUGGUACCGCCCGUGCCUGCGUACGCAUGGGGGGAACGGCCAGCUGGCGCGCUCCGCUUUGGAUGCAGCUGUUCUUUGCUGGCACGAUCUGUGCACUGGCGUUCUUUCUUCCCGAAUCUCCACGGUGGCUAUACGUGCACAAGAGACGAAUUCGGGCGCAGGAGAUGCUUGUGAAAUACCAUGGGCAGGGGAACCCGGAGAGCGAAUGGGUUAAGCUGCAGCUGAUGGAAUACGAGGCACACCUUGACAAGAACGGCGCGGACAAGCGCUGGUGGGAUUACCGGGUCUUGUUUCGAAACCGUGUAGCAAGAUAUCGGACAUUUUGCUGUUGCUGCGUUGCUGUUUUUGGGCAGUGGGCGGGAAAUGGUAACGGCGGAACUAAAGACUCGCCGGGCACCUCACCGGCUGCAGGGACGGCAACUCUGGUAUUCAUCUUCGCUUUCGGAGCGGCAUUUUCCAUUGGCUUUACACCCCUGCAGGCAUUAUAUCCGGUGGAGAUGUUGUCGUUUGAGAUGCGGGCGAAGGGAAUGGCAUUUCAAAGCCUAGUUGUCAAUGCCGCAAUGCUACUGAACCAAUUUGCCUGGCCGGUAUCGCUCGACAAGAUCGGAUGGCGGACGUACAUCAUUUUCUGUGUAUGGUGCGGUGUACAAGGGGUGAUCGUCUACCUGUUCAUUCCGGAGACGAAGAAUUGUACCCUGGAAGAGAUCGAUCUCAUCUUUGACUCGACCCACGCGGUCCAAACAUCUACCCAACCCCGCGAGGUAGCGGUGAGCGGCAGGAUGCUGCGGUCGGUGCCGAUCACCGACGGGAUGGAGGAGCGAAGGAGCAGCAUUAUUGGAAGCAAGCCAUAA